ACUUUCCUUACACUCCAGCGCCUGUGUGUGUGUCCACCCCCAAGCCAUGUGGCUGUACCUGGCGGCCCUCGUGGGCCUGUACUACCUGCUGCGCUGGUACCGGGAGAGGCAGGUGGUGAGCCACCUCCGAGACAAGUACGUCUUCAUCACGGGCUGCGACUCCGGCUUUGGGAACCUGCUGGCCAGACAGCUGGACACCAGAGGCUUGAGGGUGCUGGCUGGGUGUCUGACGGAGAAGGGGGCCGAGCAGCUGAGGGCCUGCACGUCAGACAGGCUGAAGACAGUGAGCCUGGACGUCACCAAGACAGAGAGUGUCACUGCAGCUGCCCAGUGGGUGAAGGAGCAUGUGGGAGACAGAGGACUCUGGGGCCUGGUGAAUAACGCUGGCAUCUCCCAGCCCACAGCCCCCAACGAGUGGCUGACGAAACAGGACUUUGUGACCAUACUGGAUGUGAACCUACUGGGGUUGAUCGAGGUGACUCUGAGCCUGCUGUCCUUAGUGAGGAAGGCCAGGGGCCGCCUGGUCAAUGUCUCCAGCGUCAUGGGCCGGGUAUCACUUUCUGGUGGUGGCUACUGCAUCUCCAAGUACGGCGUCGAGGCCUUCUCAGACUCCCUCAGGAGGGAGCUCGCCCACUUUGGGGUGAAGGUGGCUGUGAUUGAGCCUGGUUACUACAAGACGAACAUGACCAACACUGAGAGAGUCCUGCAGAUGAUUCAGAAGACUUGGGACCACGCCAGCCCCGAGAUCAAGGAGAUCUAUGGCCAAAAGUUUCUGGCAUCCUACCUCAGAAUAAUAUCUGAAAAACAUAUGGCCAGAUGCAGCCUGAAUCUGUCUGAGGUGACGGGCUGCAUGGAGCAUGCGCUGACCGCCUGCCACCCCCGCACCCGAGUCUGCAGGACGCCGCCAGAGGGCGCAAGUCCACCAGCGCACACGGGCUCCAGGGUUUGGCCUCGGAGUCUGAGAAGCUCCUCUCCAGGAGUGAUGGCCUUGCCACUGUCACAGGGUGUAAUGGUUGGGUCUCCCUGGUCAGUGGACAGACCCUGGAGAUGGCAUCUCUACACUAAAGGUGGCUCAGAAGGAUUUCAGCUGCAGCCCCAGGCACCCGAUGACGCCUGUGUGUGUGUCCACCCCCAAGCCAUGUGGCUGUACCUGGCGGCCCUCGUGGGCCUGUACUACCUGCUGCGCUGGUACCGGGAGAGGCAGGUGGUGAGCCACCUCCGAGACAAGUACGUCUUCAUCACGGGCUGCGACUCCGGCUUUGGGAACCUGCUGGCCAGACAGCUGGACACCAGAGGCUUGAGGGUGCUGGCUGGGUGUCUGACGGAGAAGGGGGCCGAGCAGCUGAGGGCCCGCACGUCAGACAGGCUGAAGACAGUGAGCCUGGACGUCACCAAGACAGAGAGUGUCACUGCAGCUGCCCAGUGGGUGAAGGAGUGUGUGGGAGACAGAGGACUCUGGGGCCUAGUGAAUAACGCUGGCAUCUCCCAGCCCACGGCCCCCAACGAGUGGCUGACAAAGCAGGACUUUGUGACCAUACUGGAUGUGAACCUACUGGGGUUGAUCGAGGUGACUCUGAGUCUGCUGCCCUUAGUGAGGAAGGCCAGAGGCCGCGUAGUCAAUGUCUCCAGUGUCAUGGGCCGAGUGUCAUUUCUGGGUGGUGGCUAUUGCAUCUCCAAGUACGGCGUUGAGGCCUUCUCGGACUCCCUCAGGAGGGAGCUGUCAUACUCUGGCGUGAAGGUGGUUUUGAUUGAGCCUGGGUACUUUAAGACUGCUGUGACUAGUAAGGAGAUAUUCUUGAAAAACUUGAAGGAAGUGUGGAGCCGGACCAGCAUAGAAGUCAAGCAGAGCUACGGGGAGAAGUUUCUGGCAUCCUACAUGAAACCAGCAGACUUACUGGAACAAAGCUUAACUCAGGAUCUGGCCAAGGUGACGGACUGCAUGGAGCAUGCGCUGACCGCCUGCCACCCCCGCACCCGGUACUCAGCUGGCUGGGACGCCAAGCUUCUCUACCUCCCCCUGAGCUACAUGCCCACCUUCCUGGUGGAUGCCAUGGUCACCUGGGGCUCUCCCAGGCCGGCCAACGCCCUGUGAAUUUAAGGCUGGGCACACGGUAGAAGGGCGCUGGCGCUGCGCGGGGUACCUGGGCAGGAGCGCUCUAGCCUGCCCCGCCGGAGCUCUCCACCCUCCAGUGCCUGUCUCUCCGUCUCCCUCAGCCUCUACAAAGGAUUCUGGUGGAAUAUCCCUCAAGACCCUGGGGAUGUUUAGAAGAACCAGGAUCUUCUUCUGAGCAGUGUGUCCCCAGUCACACUCACUGGUGCGUUGCUUGGCAGCCACUCAAGCCUUGACUCUGAAAUUCUCAGGAAUCCCCAGAAUUGUGGAGGAUGUGAGCAGGUGGAAGCAGGCUCAGCCCACCUCCUGGG
This is a messenger RNA of Nycticebus coucang (slow loris), 2421 nucleotides long. RefSeq lists its product as uncharacterized. The record is from RefSeq and is a predicted model, not a curated record. The transcript is spliced from 9 exons. Lineage: Eukaryota; Metazoa; Chordata; Mammalia; Primates; Lorisidae. The coding region runs from base 47 to 2092 and encodes 681 amino acids. Gene Ontology annotation, molecular function: oxidoreductase activity.